This is a messenger RNA of Fusarium keratoplasticum, 1701 nucleotides long. RefSeq lists its product as uncharacterized. Gene Ontology annotation, biological process: transmembrane transport. The record is from RefSeq and is a predicted model, not a curated record. Lineage: Eukaryota; Fungi; Ascomycota; Sordariomycetes; Hypocreales; Nectriaceae. The transcript has 3 exons. Gene Ontology annotation, cellular component: membrane; endoplasmic reticulum. The coding region runs from base 1 to 1701 and encodes 566 amino acids.
AUGGCUUCGUUGCGGACCUUUUCGGUACCGUCGUUCCGGCUGACGCAGUUGGCCCAAGAUGCAUACGAAUUGCCUCUGCAGACCUUAGCGAACACCCAUGAGUCGCAUCCUUCUCUGGGGCAUCUUUGCCUCCUGGUCUUUGAGGCCGUCCUCGAAGUAGUCUGUGUCAGUUUGCCAGGCUACAUCGUUGCGCGACUCGGCCACUUUGAUGCUGAGAAGCAGAAGUUUUUGGCAAACCUGAAUGUGAUGCUGUUCACGCCAUGCCUAAUCUUCACAAAGCUCGCCUCGCAGCUUAACGCUGAGAAGCUUUCCGACCUCGCCAUCAUCCCCGUGAUUUUCAUCGUCCAGACCUUUGUGUCCUGGACUGUAUCCGUUCUCGUCGCGAAAGUGUUCCGAUUCAACAGACGCGCCUCCAACUUUGUCACCGCCAUGGGCGUCUUUGGCAACUCAAACUCGCUGCCCAUUUCUCUCGUUCUCUCGCUUUCGCAGACACUCAAGGGCCUGCACUGGGACAAGGUUCCUGGAGAUAACGAUGAUGAGGUCGGUGCCCGAGGCAUCCUAUAUCUCCUUAUCUUUCAGCAACUUGGUCAGCUCGUCCGCUGGAGCUGGGGCUAUCACGUCCUCUUGGCUUCCAAGGACAAGUAUCCUGAGUAUCGCGAGCAGAUCGCCGAGGAAGGACAGCGAUAUCACGAUGAAGAACACGAGGAACCCGAGAUUGAGGUUCUGAUCGAGGGUCUUGAUGGGGAGACCGAGGACGAGGGAGACCGACAGAGCAUCGAUUCGGAAAACUAUGACCCUGCCGGUCGCACGCCCAUUGCCCAUGCUUCCCGAGUCUCGCUGGCUGUCUCUAGCGAUGAUGAUUUUCUUUCCAAGAAGACCACUUUCAAGAACCACCAGGGACAGGCUGGAACCAAUGGCUAUCUUAACGGUAACGAGGGUGGUAUUGAGACAUUCCCUCGUGUCCCAUCGUUGGAAGACGAUGAAGAGUCCUGCGGUUUCUUGGGGCGAGCGACCUCGUCGGCAAAGGCCCCUUUCAUUCGCCUCGGAAAGGCGACAUCAAAGGGUGUCUGCAACUUGUACCAGAAGUCCCCCGCUCCGGUCAAAUCGUUCCUGAAGUUCAUGAAGCGAGUCGGUGAGAGGUUCAACAACUUCAUCUGGGAGUUCAUGAACCCCCCGCUCUGGGCCAUGCUCAUUGCCAUCCUGGUCGCCUCUAUCCCCGCCCUUCAGCGUCUGUUUUUCGAAGAGGGCUCUUUCGUCCAGAACAGUGUCACCAACGCCAUCCGUUCCAGUGGAGAUGUCGCUGUCCCGCUGAUCCUGGUUGUGUUGGGUGCUAACCUUGCGCGCAACACCAUGGCCAAGGAUGAAGCUCUCGACCCUGAGGAGGAGCGCAUCGGUAACAAGCUCCUGGUCGCCUCCCUCCUUUGCCGUAUGGUUUUGCCCACCGCUAUCAUGGCUCCCAUGCUCGCGCUGAUGGCCAAAUACGUGCCCGUCAGCAUUCUUGACGAUCCCAUCUUUGUCAUUGUCUGCUUCCUGCUCACCGGCGCUCCUAGCGCUCUACAGCUGGCUCAGAUCUGCCAGAUUAACAGUGUCUUUGAGAAGACCAUGGGCAGAAUUCUGUUCCAGAGCUAUGUCAUUUGGAUUCUUCCCUCCACUCUUAUUCUGGUAAUGAUGGCCCUUGAGGUUGUCGAGUGGGCUCGAUGA